UAGUCUUUUUUCUGACUGCCACAUCGCUGAUAAGAAGAAGAAAUGUUAUCUAAUUCGAAAUGAUAGUUCAGUUCAGCUAAAUAUUAUUUUAUCUAAUCUAAAUAUUCCAAAUUAGUCGCGAAUCAUGAUCCUGCACAAAUAAAUGAAUGUUUUAAACUUAAUGUUAGCCAUACCGCUCGAGCACAAUCCCUUUAUAUUGCAAGUAGAAGCAGAAAAGCUCUGAUCUGCAUCCAAUCCAACAGUUAAGCCGUCUCAAAGGCCAUAAAAGGCCAAUCAAUAACAUCUAGGCUCGUGUUCGCGUAGCACUAAAUCAUGAAUAGGCUGAACAAACACAGUGACAUGGACCUAAUGUGGAUAUCUAACAAGGCAUCUUAAGAAGGCAUAUUAAUAGGCUGGUAAAAAUCAGUUUGCCAUUAGCAGCAAAGCGCAAGCGAAAAAGUUUACAAAGUUUCCCGGUACGGCGCGUAAGAUACUCGAACUAAGAAGAAGCGACUUACGUUUAACCGCUGGCUUCCACACUUACCCCAAUGUACCUCAUGUAUCACCUGAAAAACAUGCGUAGUUAUGGUAACGCGAUUUACGCAGAUUCUGCCAAGGGGCGAAUGAAACGCCCCAACAGAUUUUAUGUGAAUGCAAGGCCAACUACUGAAUCAGACAGUAGACGUUUGACAGGCAUUUCGUAAUGACAGACAUUGUGUGUGAUAGUCGGAGUCAAAGAAGUGGAGGACUAAGGACAUGGGUUACUACCAUAGAUCUUUCAGCUCGCAGUGCAGAUUACCUACACUAAAUCUCACUGCUGACUUUCUUAUAUAGAUGAGCAAUUCGAUUUAAUUAAAUUAUUAGAUUAAAUAUUUUUAUUGCAAAAUUCGACUACGCUCAUCAACAUAGUCUCACGAUUCUUCAACAUAUUCCUGUUUAUUUUUUCAGACGUCUAACUAGUUAAGCGAUUCAAAACACACGUUUCUGUUAUCGCGCUGAUGUCGUGGCGAUGAGAGAGAUGACCGUUUAAUCUAAAUCUUCUUUCCGGGAGCAUCGGUGCAUACGAGCCUUCAAAAUAUUCAAGUGUAUGUGCAACGAAAGAUGUUAUUGCAACUGAAAUUGAAUAAAAAUGACUGACUGCUAUAAAAUUCGCUUGAUGCUGCUUUAGCCAACUUUUUCAGUUUCAAUUGUAUAUAAAUACAAAGGAACGGUAUGAGAGAAGAAAAAAAUUUUUUCUACAAGUAGCACUUGAAAACAUUAUUCAUAACGGGCACUAGCAUCAACUUAGAGAAAGAUAUGAGGCGAAUUUCAGUGAUAUUAUUAAUGAGCUUUAUAACUCAUGCCGCAACUCAAACGAAAAAUGGUUUAUAUAUAAUGAAUUCAAGCAGUGUAAUAACAACACAAGCAACACCAGCGACGCCAUCGAUUUCAUAUUCAUCAACACCUCAAAUUUUAAAGAGCUUAACGCAGAGUUUAGACUUACACUUAGCCAAAGAUCGUAAAACACUAACUUUGCUCAAAACUUUGGCAAACUUCAAGGACCAAUUUUUACCCACAUUAGAUCUCUUACACUUGAAUGGAAAUGAAUUCUACAAACAUAUAAAUAUAAGUAUGUUGGAUGCAGAAGUAACAGCAUUUAAUUAUAGUUUGUUAAAUGCAAGUCUAUUAUACGAAAAUGAUGAUGAAAAUGAUGCUUGCACAUCCGGACAGCACAACGUAAUAACACUAAUUGCAAUGAUUUUGUAUUCGCUUGUAUGCGUUGUAGGACUUUUUGGCAACACUUUAGUGAUUUAUGUAAUUUUGCGAUUUUCCAAAAUGCAAACUGUCACCAAUAUAUACAUUCUCAAUCUGGCUAUAGCCGACGAGUGCUUUCUAAUUUGCAUACCCUUCCUAUUAUAUACAAUGCAAAUUGGUAGUUGGCAAUUUGGUGAAUAUCCAUGCAAGGCGUAUAUGGUUAGCACAUCUAUUACUCAAUUUACUUCAUCGAUAUUUUUAUUGAUAAUGUCGGCAGAUCGUUAUAUCGCUGUAUGUCAUCCUAUCUCUUCGCCCAGAUAUCGUACACCAUUGGUGUCGAAGAUUGUCUCGGUUGUUGCAUGGUUAACUUCGGUGCUGCUGAUGGUGCCGGUAAUAUUGUUCGCUAGUACCAUAAAAAACGGUGAACGUUUGACCUGCAACAUCAGAUGGCCAGAAACCGAGUAUACUCAAUCGGGCAUUACAUUUAUAUUGUAUACUUUAACAUUGGGUUUUGCUCUACCGCUCACUUUUAUAUUGGGUUUUUACUAUUUGGUAAUACGUAAAUUGCGUACCGUCGGACCGAAACAUAAAUCUAAAGAGAAGAAACGAUCUCACCGAAAAGUAACUAAACUGGUUUUAACGGUGAUUACAGUAUACAUACUAUGUUGGUUGCCCUAUUGGGUAUGCCAGGUGGCCUUGAUAGCAUCCCCAGCCUUUUGCGCUUCGCGGCUCGAGAUAACCAUCUUCCUGUUGGUGAGUUGUCUGGGCUAUUCAAAUUCCGCUAUGAAUCCUGUGCUAUAUGCCUUCCUCAGCGACAAUUUCAAGAAGUCCUUUAUGAAGGCGUGCGUUUGUGCGACACGAAAGGAUGUAAAUGCACAAUUACAAGUCGAGCACAGUAUGUUUCCUAAAUGGAGUAAAGCACGUAGUGCCACUGAGAGUAAUAUAAGGAGUUCACAAAAGCAUAAGGAGAACAACAUGAAAAAACAACAAUUAAUAACAAGCAGUAAUAUCAAUGGCAAAGGAUUAAUGAAAUCGUCGACUACUGCAACAACAAGCGUUACUUGCACUACAACAGUCACCACUAACGAGGCAUGUAAUAUAAUUUACCCAAGCAGCGUUCAACACAAUAAUAGUUUGUUGACUGCGCCACUCAAUACUUCUACACUUUCUAUAACCGGAACAGCAAAAAAUACGACUUUACUUAUGUUAAACAACAGUAUGGAAACUAAUAAAAUUCUCCCUGAGAAUACUGCUGAAAUGGAAAAUAAUUACGAAAGUCAUGUAAUACAUACGAAUUUAUAAAAUUAUCUCGCUAGGGAUAUUAAGAUUGACUAAAAAAAAAAAAGAAAAACAAAAAACAAAAAAAAAAAAAAAGAAAAUAAUUCAGAAGCACAGAUUAUGUAAAUAUUAUACAUAAUACUUAUACAAUAUACAUUAGAAGUCAGUAAACUAAAGCAUGUAGUUACGGUAUCAAGGUACGCGUGCUCCUAUAGUUAGUGGGAUAAAAGAAUGCUGUGAGAUAUUUGAACAUAUAAGAUAUGGAGGUAUAUGAGGACCUUGAAGUCGUAUACUUCUUAUCAUUUCAUGAAUUUUCUCUUCCCCUACCUUUUCCCAUAUCAUUCCACAUUACACACUCCCUCUCGCUCUCACUCUUUCCUCCCUCGCUCACGCGUCAUCCCCCUC
Glossina fuscipes is the source of this 3396-nucleotide messenger RNA. Its product is annotated as somatostatin receptor type 1-like. Bases 1276 to 3015 code for a protein of 579 amino acids. Lineage: Eukaryota; Metazoa; Arthropoda; Insecta; Diptera; Glossinidae. The record is from RefSeq and is a predicted model, not a curated record. Gene Ontology annotation, cellular component: neuron projection; membrane. Gene Ontology annotation, molecular function: somatostatin receptor activity; peptide binding. The transcript is spliced from 2 exons. Gene Ontology annotation, biological process: G protein-coupled receptor signaling pathway.